GUCUUUGCCUUGAUCGUGUUCUCCUGCAUCUUCGGUGAGGGCUACAGCAACACACCUGAAUCUCAACAGUUGUACUGUGUAUUCAACCACAACGAGGACGCCUGCAGAUAUGGCUGCGCCAUUGGGGUGCUGGCCUUUCUGGCUUCAAGCUUCUUCUUCGUAGUGGACAUCUAUUUCCCCCAGAUCAGCAACGCCACUGACCGCAAGUACCUGGUCAUUGGUGACCUGCUUUUCUCAGCUCUCUGGACCUUCCUGUGGUUUGUUGGUUUCUGCUUCCUUACCAACCAGUGGGCAGCCACCAGGCCUGAGCACGUGCUGGUGGGAGCUGACUCAGCCCGGGCAGCCAUCACCUUCAGCUUCUUCUCCAUCUUCUCCUGGGGCACACUGGCCUCCCUGGCCUACCAGCGCUACAAGGCUGGAGUGGACGCCUUCCUCCAGAACUAUGUGGACCCCACCCCAGACCCCAACACAGCCUACGCCUCCUACCCCAGCGCGUCGGUGGACAACUACCAGCAGCCGCCCUUCACCCAGAACACAGAUGUCACUGAGGGCUACCAGCCGCCCCCUGUGUACUGAACGGCACUGCAGGGCAGGGGAGGAUGCCUUGUUCCCCAGGGCCUCCCCUUGAGGUCCCAUGGAGCUGCAGCCCCUCUCCUGUCCCUGCUGACCGCCCAGAGAACCCCAGCCUUCCUGUGCCCAGUAGCACACAAGUGCCUGCUCCCAAAGGCGCCUCAGUCACCCACUCUUUGAGGGCAUUUUUGAGGAAAGGUUAGCUAGAUGUUUUCUCGUUGCUUUUUUUCUUCCCCCUUGGUGCUGGGGAUGGAACCUAGGGCCUCACACACGCUAGGCAGGUGCUCUGCCACUGAGCUGCGCCCCCAGCCCCACGUUGCCUGGAAUAGCCAGGUGCAGACAGGGGCCCACAAUGUGCUGUCCUGACAAGCGCCUUAGUGUCGCCUUCACAAGGACAGCCAGUUAGCUGGGCUUUCUGCCAAAGAUGGGGUCAGGGCCCCACACCUGGUUCUUUUUGGUGCUGGGCUGGGGCUCCCACCUCCUCACUCAGGUUUGCCACCUCCACCUCAGUGCCUUCAGCCCUGACGCCGUGCCCUGCUCGGCCUGGGCUUGGGCUAUGUCCUCCGAGGGUCACCACUCUGUGCCAAUCACUUCCAGGCUGGCUCCCUGACAGGGAUGGUGCCUACCUGGGGGGCCGGUGGCACUUUCUUCUUGCUCCCUCCCUGGUAGCAGGGAAGGACUUUGCCUGAUGUAAUACCCAGCUUUAUGUAAAUAUUCUGCCACCUUGGUUACCAAGUGUUGGGGAGAGCCACAGCCCCCAGACUGAAUGUAUUGGAAAGCCUUGGGGGUGAUGCCCCUUGCCCUUGGAUUGUUAGAAUGGUUUGGAGAUGGAAUAAAUGUUUUUCUCAGUUUC
This is a messenger RNA of Chinchilla lanigera (long-tailed chinchilla), 1423 nucleotides long. RefSeq names its product synaptogyrin 2 (gene Syngr2). The record is from RefSeq and is a predicted model, not a curated record. Lineage: Eukaryota; Metazoa; Chordata; Mammalia; Rodentia; Chinchillidae. Gene Ontology annotation, cellular component: neuromuscular junction; synaptic vesicle membrane.